AAUUCAUGAACCUUUGAUAACUGGAUCUGAUUGCAGGGAAGAUGGUUGCGUUAGGUGUGUUCGCUGCUUUACUGACAUUUACAAGUGUGGUCGCACACACAUGCUACUUUUCCCAAGAGCCAAACCAUCUGGUCAACUCGGACAAAUAUCAUUGGGUUCUGUCCGACAACCCGUGCCUAUGCGCACAGUUCCGGCUCGGUGGGAUCAACACGGUGCCGUCAAAACGAGCCACCGAACCUAUCAUCCGAUCCUUCGAUGCCUCGCUGCUAAGGAAACGCCCGGACGACAUUCGAGAUGCCAUGGGUUGCGUUAAAGAAUCUUCUCUCUACAAUACAACCGCAAGUGGGAAGAUCAUGUACCCUUUUGAUUCAUUCAACUCUGCCCUUCUUGUCUACAUUGACGUGACAGCCUCAAAAUUUCGCAUUUACCUGACUACUGAGGAUCUAUCAUCUCCCCCACCCUACAAAAUAGAAUUCAAAGGAGACAGACUAUCUGUUGCGAAGCUGCUGCACCGAGAACCCGGUGUCUACACCGAUGUGGCAUCGGAGGUAAUUCCUGGCUCUGCAGCAGACGGUCGACAUUUCUGGCUCUACUAUCGGUAUGGCACUUCUUCUGCCGUCAUUCAAGUUGGGUUGGGUCAGAGUACGACAGAGUACUUCGAUCAAUCCCCACUUCAGGAGACAACGUAUCUGGGUACCUUCUCUAGUGAGGCUGCAGAAUGGAAUCUUCGUCACUACCAGAAAACCUAGACCGUAUGUAGGUACUAUCUGCAAAUGGAGACUCAAUCAACAUCGCAAAACAUAGACCACGUAUCUAUGUACUUUCUCUACAAGGUUGCAGAGUGGAAUCGUUGUCGCUACCUGGUACCAGGUAUCUGGGUACCUUCUACAUAGCAAGACUGCAGAAUGGAAACUUCGUCACAACCUGAAAACCUAGUUAGACCACGUAUCUGGAUGCCUUCCAAAACAUAAACCAAGUAUUCUGUGUAGGCUACCCUCUCCAGCAAGACUGCAGAAUGGAAACUUCGUCACAACCUGAAAACCUAGUUAGACCACGUAUCUGGAUGCCUUCCAAAACAUAAACCAAGUAUUCUGUGUAGGCUACCCUCUCCAGCAAGACUGCAGAAUGGAAACGUCGUCACUCUCGACCAUAUCUUGAUGCAUGUUCUAGGGCUGCAGAAUGAAAAUCUCCCCACUCUCUAAAAACCUAGACCACGCAUUAGAUGCCUUAUCGGGCCUCUUGACUCGCAUCAUUAAACCUGUGAAAACAUUCUGUAUGGAGUACUAAACUACGGACAUUAUGUCAUCAUAAUUUGUUUAAUUGUUUGGACGAUCAUCCCAUCAAGGGAACUCCACUAACUCCCACAGGGGGAAGCUGGCACAUCCAACCUCUCUUACACAGACAUGUUUUAAAGUAUUUUUGAUUAUGAACUGCACAAAUUAAGAAAUUGUGAUCUAGUAUUAACUAGACGACAAUACUCGUUCUAAUAGUCAUUGUGAAUUAGCAGUUUUCUUAAGGGAUUCGAUUGUAGGCCUGGUUAGCUCAGAACCAUUAAAGGGCAUUUUAGUUUUUGUCAAACGGGUUUUGAUUGACGCCGUCACGAUCAGAUCAAGAGACUACAUUGCCAAAGUCUCGAAAUCAUUCGAAAUAGAAAAGGUAGCAGUUGCCACGUGAUAUGGACAAUCUGCAACGGUCGAAUUUUAAAAGAUAAUAUGUUUAAAUAUCCUCGGCUCAGUCAACAGCACGUCUUGAAGUGGGGGGGGGGGGCAUUUUUGUUUCACUCUGAGAAACGUUAUUGACACAAUUUCUACCUCAUGUGGACAUUGAGUCUAAGUUUAUGUUUCCUUUUUGAUGUUUUGCGCCAAAACUACUCGUGGUAGGUAGCUUCACUAUUUGCGGCAACGACAAGAAGACAACUUUUGUUAGAAUGAAAGCAAUUUAUUACUACGGUGCACGUGCAUCAGAGCAGAGAUGGGAAGGGCCAGCGUGAACGAUAGUGUUUACUCUUGAGUUAGAAGUAAUGCAUUCCGCUCAACUAUACAUUAAAAGAUCUUAGCAAUAACGGAAUUCAUUAGACGCAGAGCUCGUUCAGCAGAGAAAUGAGUUAUUGAGGGUAAUUUGAUGCCAAGAUAAGUUUCUAACCCUCAUGCCAAAAGAGUAGCCAUAUACAACCUAUAGUGGGGUUGUUGCAACGAGCAUCCCAGUGUUAAACACAUCAGUGUGCAUGUGUUUAGCUUAAAACAAAUUGUAUUCUUC
Asterias rubens (European starfish) is the source of this 2256-nucleotide messenger RNA. RefSeq lists its product as uncharacterized. The record is from RefSeq and is a predicted model, not a curated record. The coding region runs from base 42 to 749 and encodes 235 amino acids. Lineage: Eukaryota; Metazoa; Echinodermata; Asteroidea; Forcipulatida; Asteriidae. The transcript has 4 exons.